This is a messenger RNA of Miscanthus lutarioriparius, 399 nucleotides long. The record is from the annotation of a GenBank genome assembly. Lineage: Eukaryota; Viridiplantae; Streptophyta; Magnoliopsida; Poales; Poaceae.
AUGGCACACGGUGGAGGUCAUGCGUGGCGCGUUGCACAACGACGGUGUGGAGGUUGUGUGAAGGCUGCGCGUGGGCAGCAACGGAUGGCGACAUGGAGGCCGCACGUGUGCAACGACAGAGCCGCAGAGGGGAGAUGUCGCGACGACUUUUGGUCGCUCGUGGGCUGCGGUGGUGGAGGUGGCACCUCGGUGGUACGGAGGAUGUUUGACGCCAGCACGAUGGUGCGGAGGUUGCGAGUGUUGCGAAGUGGUGCUGGCACAACAAUGAUGAUGGUGUGGCUACUCUUGCAUGGCGUGGUGGCAUGCACAUGUGGAAGCUGUGUAGUGGCACAGCGGGGUCCUUCAUGUGGCACUGGCAGUGGUGGCGAAACAUUGAUAGUGGCUAGGAGGGUGUCAUAG